Molecule: messenger RNA, 1319 nt
Organism: Melospiza melodia melodia
Lineage: Eukaryota; Metazoa; Chordata; Aves; Passeriformes; Passerellidae
Exons: 2
Coding region: 436-1116 (226 amino acids)
Source: RefSeq, a predicted model, not a curated record
GGGUGCCACAGUGCCCAGCACUGGUGUGAUCCCAUCAGAGAAACACCUGGCUUGGUAUUAAUUGGGAUCACAUGGGAGGAGAGAUGGAUCCCAGAGAGGAAAUGGGGUGGGAUCCAGGGACGAGAGGGGCUGGGAUCCCAGAGAGGAGAGGAGAUGGAUCCUAGAGAGGAAAGGGGGUGGCAUCCAGGGAGAAAAGGAGAUGGAUGCCAGAGAGGAAGAGGAGCUGGGAUUCAGGAGGAAAUACAGGGAAAAGAGGGUCUGAAUCCCAAGGAGAAAAGGAGCUGGGAUUCAGGGAGGAAAGGGGAUGGAUCCCAGGGAGGAAAGGGGGUGGCAUUCAGGGAGGAGAGGAGGUGGAUCCCAGAGAGGAAGAGGAGCUGGGAUUCAGGAGAGGGGAUCCCAGAGACGAAAAGGAGCUGGGAUUGAGGAGGAAAGGAGAUGGAUCCUAGAGAGGAAAGGGGGUGGCAUCCAGGGAGAUGGAUCCCAGAGAGGAAGAGGAGCUGGGAUUCAGAAGGAAAUACAGGGAGAAGAGGGUCUGAAUGCCAGGGAGAAAAGGAGCUGGGAUCCAGGGAGGAGAGGAGAUGGAUCCCAGAGUGGAAGAGGAGCUGGGAUCCAGGGAGGAGAGGAGAUGGAUCCCAGAGAGGAAGAGGAGCUGGGAUUCAGGAGAUACAGGGAGAAGAGGGUCUGAAUGCCAGGGAGAAAAGGAGCUGGACUACAGGGAGCAGAGUCCUGGCUGCUGGGGUGGGACAGGGGCAGCAGAGGACACGGGCAGACCCAGAGCAGGUCCCCAGGCUCACGGCACAUCUCUGUCACAGGCGCCACUCGUACCGGACUGGGCAGGACAUCGCCAACUGCGGGACCUGCCGGGACUGUGCCUGCAUCAUCUACAGCGUGGAGCACGAUUUCCGCCAGCAGGAAGGUCGCUUCCAGCGGGUGCUGAGCCACAUCGAGGGCGACGCGGGGCCGAGCUCCCCCCCGACGGCGCUGGGGGCGGCGGGGGUGGCGCUGGGGGCGGCGGGGACCCCCUCCCCGCCCAGGCAGGAGCCGUCGCCCGUGUCGAGGCUGCCGGCAAAGCUGGACGUGAAGAAAUCGCGGCGCAAAUGCUUCUGGUUCCUGUGAGCCCGGAGCGCGGGGGCGCCGGCCCAGCACUGAGCCCCUGCCCACCUCUCCUCCCUCCCUCCCUCCCUCGGUAGGGUUUGGGUAGCACCAGCUUUUCUAUUUUUAAUCAUUCCGUUGAACGCGGGGAGCUCGGGGGUGUAGGAACGGCGAGGGGAGCAGCGGCUGUAUUUAAGGAGAAUUCAAUAAAUUCCAAGGAGACGCUA